AUGCCGCUCCCUGCUGGGUCCAUGGCAGAAGUCCUCCGCCGCUGGAGGAAGCACAAGUUCAGCAUGUAUUUAUUCCUCGGGUGUAUCCUAGGAAUCGCCUUACUAGCUACUGCGACGCUUACCAUACCCUUGAGUGAAGAAAACAUCAGUUAUCGACCGACGCGGCCUCCGUCGUAUCCUUUGGCUGUCAGGAACCCCUACCUCUCAACAUGGAUGCCCAGCGACCAAGUCCAUACUCUGCCGUACGCAGAGCCGCAGUUCUGGGCUGGGCAGAGUCUCUCAUGGUCGGUAAUGGCGCGGGUUGACAACCGAACAUACAGUUUGAUGGGCAUCACGAACCCCGGGGAUAGAAUUCAUCCUGCCGCCGUGCGUACUGCGGAAUAUACUGCCACUCAUUCGAUCUUCAAGCUUGCUGCUGGCUCAUUGGAUUUUACAUUGGACUUCUUCUCUCCAAUAUCUCCGUCCAACUAUCUGCGGCAGUCUCUUCCGUUCAGCUACUUGACUGUCAACGUUUCUGGUGCCGAUGCGAAUAACGUCCAAGUGUAUACUAGUAUUGAUGGAAGAUGGACUGGAGUAGAGCAGAGCACUGUCCGCGACUUUCAUCGCGAGGGAACUACUCUAGCCUACUCCCUUAACGUGAAGGAUGCGAUUCCCUAUACAGAGAAUAGUGAUAUGGCCACCUGGGGAGAAGCAAUACUUUCGUCGCGUCAAAUCCCGCAGUCCGAGCUUUCCUUUUCGUCGGGGAGGCGCGGAAGAGUGCGUUCCCAUUUCGUCAAUAACGGCAGGCUAUCCCGCAGCGACGAGCCCUGGGCUCCUGGUGGAAUUGUUGCGUUCUCCCAUGACCUUGGAACUGUCAGUGGCGAACAAUCCGUGAACUUCGCUGUUGGCUAUGUGAGGGAAUCGGCUGUAAACUAUCUAGGAAAGCCUUACACAGGAUACUAUAGGGCUCAUUACCCCAACACCUACAAGGCGUUGUCGCAUUUCUUCGAUGAUUACCCAGCUGCGGUUGUUGAAUCGAAGAUUGUCGAUUCUGAAAUGGAUGCUCAAGCGGCCGUUGCAGGGGGAAGUAAAUACGCUGAUAUUGUCUCACUUUCGGCCCGCCAGGCCUGGGGAGGAAUUGACCUUACCAUCCCCAACGACUCACUCAACGAAACUGAAGUUCUGGCCUUCGUUAAAGAGCUCUCUAGCAAUGGCAACCUGAACACGGUCGACGUCAUCAUGCCUGCAUUUCCCAUUUAUUACAUUAUGGAUCCGGACUAUAUCCGUCAUCUGCUAGAGCCGAUGAUGCGGUACCUCGCGGCUGGUCGUUGGCGGCUGCCAUAUACUAUCCACGAUAUGGGCACGCACUAUCCCAAUGCCAUUGGACACGAUGACCAAAAAGCAGAGCCGAUGCCCAUUGAAGAGUGCGGCAAUCUGAUGGUCCUCGUUUUGGCCUAUACGAGGGCAACAGGAGAUAGAGCCUGGGCUAAUCAGUACAUCGACAUCCUGACGAAGUAUGCAGAUUACCUGGUUGAGAACAGCAUCGACAUUGAGUUGCAGCUAUCCUCUAACGACGCUGCCGGACCGCUUGCCAAUGAGACGAACCUGGCCAUCAAGGCAGCAGUUGGGCUCAAGGCAUUCGGCGAGAUAAGCGGACUGAGCGAGUAUGCGCGUGUUGGUGAAGAGCGUGCCAACCUCUUCUUCAACCAAGGACUAGGGACAGACGGAACAAGGUCUCAUUUCGUGUUGCAAUAUCCCGAUAAGCCUACCUCAUGGAAGACCCCGUACAACCUAUACCCAGACGUGCUGUUCAACCUCAAAACAUUUCCCAGAGAAGCAUACCAGAUGGGAAAUACGUUUUUCAGAGAGGUCCGGUCAGAGUAUGGGGUUCCGCUGGACAACCGACAGGACUGGGCCAAGUCUGACUGGAACAUGUGGUUAGCGGGCACCUUUGACGAUGAAACCACUCGUCGGGAGUUCAUUGACGAUCUGUGGGCGUUCGUAUCUAAUGGUAAACACAACUGGCCAUUCUCCGAUCGCUAUGUUGCCACAUCAGCCAAGGGUCGAGAACCUGGCCUUCCUGUUCUGUGCCGCGCGCGACCGACCGUUGGUGGCCACUUUGCCUUGAUGGCCUUACAGGGACCAAAGUUUCUCCAAAUUGCUGUCAACAGCAAGCUCGAAGAGACAUUGCGAGCGACUUCUGACGGGUUCCCCGAGGAAGUGAGAGAGGAUCUUUAG
Molecule: messenger RNA, 2217 nt
Organism: Aspergillus nidulans FGSC A4
Lineage: Eukaryota; Fungi; Ascomycota; Eurotiomycetes; Eurotiales; Aspergillaceae
Product: putative glutaminase
Exons: 2
Coding region: 1-2217 (738 amino acids)
Biological process (GO): carbohydrate metabolic process
Source: RefSeq, a predicted model, not a curated record